This is a messenger RNA of Sciurus carolinensis (gray squirrel), 3200 nucleotides long. RefSeq names its product SH2 domain containing 5 (gene Sh2d5). The transcript is spliced from 11 exons. The coding region runs from base 349 to 1650 and encodes 433 amino acids. Gene Ontology annotation, cellular component: postsynaptic density. The record is from RefSeq and is a predicted model, not a curated record. NCBI's taxonomy places the organism in Eukaryota, Metazoa, Chordata, Mammalia, Rodentia, Sciuridae.
CCGGAGACGCGCUGGGCAGCGCUGAGGGGACCGCCGGCUGGAGCUGCGGGGACCCGGAACUCGAGGAGCUGCGGCCGCCUGUGGCCAGGUGCUUUGGGAAGGGCCUGGAAUCAGGCUGGCCACACGAGCCAUGGCUUGUGAAGCAGGUCCCCAGCUCUGACCACCCCCGUGGGAUUCUCGUGCCUGGAGCAGGCCCCUGAGGAAGUCGGCCCCAUGAAGGCAGACGGGCUUCAUCAUUCUUUCCAGGGCUGUGUUCCCAGGGCCCAGGACAUCGGCACACAGCAAGAACUCAGCAAGGAUCUGUGGGCUUUCUCUCCUUGAAGCUUGAAGCUGGGCACCCUGGGGGCCAUGCAGAGGGCCGGAGCAGGGGGCCGGAGGGCCUCCGACUGCGGGCCUGCCCCCUACCGACCCAGGUGCAUCACCAAGUUUGCCCAGUACGUGGGCUCCUUCCCUGUGGAUGACCUAGACACCCAGGACAGCGUGUGGCUGGUGCAGCAGUGGCUGUGGGCCCUGAAGGACUGUCCCCGUCGCCGCGCUGUCAUCCUGAAGUUCAGCCUUCAGGGCCUCAAGGUCUACAGCGGGGAAGGAGAGGUAGGAGCCCAGGUGCUCCUGAUGGCCCAUGCCCUAAGGCGCAUCCUCUACUCCACCUGGUGUCCUGCCAAUUGCCAGUUUUCCUUCAUUGCCCGGAACCCACGCAGCCCCCCCAGCAAACUCUUCUGCCACCUCUUUGUGGGCAGCCAGCCUGGAGAGGUCCAGAUCCUGCACCUGCUGCUCUGCCGCUCCUUCCAGCUUGCUUACCUCCUGCAGCACCCUGAGGAGAGGGCGCAGCCUGAGCCCUGCCCUGGGCCUGCAGGGGACCUGUCCCCGAAGCCACUCUCCAGCCCCGGGGGCCCCCCAGCUCUGGUGCGGGAGCCCUUCAGCCGUGAUCAGCUUUCACAGAACGUCCAUGCCCUGGUCUCCUUCCGGCGCCUGCCGGCAGAGGGGCCAGUGGGUGGCGGUGGGAAGGAGCUGCCAGAGUCAGAAGGCCGUGGGGGUGCCCGCCAUGCCCGCCUGGGGAAUCCCUACUGCUCGCCCACGCUGGUGCGCAAGAAGGCCAUUCGCAGCAAGGUGAUCCGCUCCGGGGCCUACCGAGCCUGCACCUACGAGACGCAGCUGCAGCUGUCGGCUCGGGAGGCCUUUCCUGCUGCAUGGGAGGCAUGGCCCCGCAGUCCUGGUGGUCCCUCGUGCCUGGUGGAGAGUGAGGGCAGCCUGACAGAGAACAUCUGGGCCUUUGCUGGCAUCUCCAGGCCCUGUGCUCUGGCCCUGCUGCGAAGAGAUGUGCUCGGGGCCUUCCUGUUGUGGCCUGAGUCAGGUACCAGUGGCCAGUGGUGCCUGUCUGUGAGGACACAGUGCGGGGUGGUGCCCCAUCAGGUCUUCCGGAACCACCUGGGCCGCUACUGCCUAGAGCACCUGCCUGCAGAGUUCCCCAGCCUGGAGGCCCUGGUGGAGAGCUACGCUGGGACUGAGCGCAGCCUCUUCUGUCCCCUCGAUGUGGGCCGCCUGAACCCCACCUACGAGGAGCAGGACAGUGGGCCUGAGGGCAGGCCCCCACGGACUCUCCGGCCCCUGGGCCAUGCCAAGUCUGAGGCUGAACUUCAGGGCCUGGGCUAGGCCCUGCUCCAGGCCCCGCUUACCCGGCCCCUAGGCCUUCAUAGCUGCUGUGCUCUCCCUGCUCCCCACUGGCCACCAUUCCAUCUUGUCUCUGCACCUGGACCAGUUUUCCAUUCCUCACUGCUUGUGGGAGGGGAGCUCUGAGAUUGGAGAUUUUCAGUGGCUUCUCAUAGGCCAUGUGGUCCUAUGAGGUUCCAGGCGGGUGCCAGGCCCUCCAUCGCUUCUGGGUGGCUUUGGGGCUCGCCUCCAGGCUUCCACUCUGCUCCUGGCACGGAGCUUUCUGAGGGUUAGGGGGCUUGCUCAGCAGUGGAGGUGCAGCCCUUUCCUAAGGGGCCAAGUCUCUGGAGAGCCCCUGACAGGAGCCAGACACUGAGGGCAUGUGAGCAUGCCGGCCCCAGCUCAGCUCUGCCGGCCGGCAGCCAGCUGCCUGCCCCACUCACUCUGCAGACACCAGUCAGUUUGGCGACUGCCUUGGGAAGCCACUGAUGUUGGCGUUUCCUUUAAUGUAGUGCUGACCACGGCUGUCAGGGGCUACCCUUCUCACCACGCCAGCCCCUCUGGGGAUGGGCAGAACAGAAUUAUCCACAGGCAGAAGUGAGGCCAGAGGAGGCCUGGCCUCAGCUGGCAGUGGGAGAUACAGAAACCAUCCUGGUGGAAGGCAGCGGCCCUGCUGGUGACCAGCGAAUCCAGGGAUCCCCUUCCUAAGUAAGCUCGCAGACAACUAUGAAUCUGCCCAAUGAAGUGAUAGGGCAAGUUCCUUCUGGAUGAACUUCUGUCCUGAGGCAGAAGCCCAGUCAUGAGUUGGGGGACCACCUUCUUCCCCAUCCGGGGGUGGCAUGUACCUGUUGGGUGCCGUGGGUCACAGACUUCUGACUCCCUGAAGAAGAGGGCAGUGCCAGCCGGCUAGAAAGGAGGAGGCAGCCCUGGGAGGGAGGAGGGGGCCUCCUGGAGGAUCAGGCCUGUGGCGUCCUCAUCCAGCCCCCGACCAGGACACAAUCUUGUCGCUCUUUCAAGUCAAGUGACGUGUCCCAUUUCAAGGGAUAGAAGGAACUGUCCUCAGGGAUUCUUCCCUGGAAAUGUCUCUGACUUUAUCCAAAUGUAGGUGGGAAGUUGGGACAGCCAUUCCCCCUGGAACUCACCCGCUGCCUGGGCAGAGCACUGGCCGGCAGUGGGAGACCCCAGCUCGUUCCCCGUCAGGGAGAAGAGUUCAGUGACAUCUUCUGCCUUGGACAACAGCGUGGAAGAUGUGCACUUAAGUAAACCAGGGAUUGGCCCAGACUUGGGCUGUGGCUCAUCUCUGGGAGGGCUGGGUCUUGUGUGAAUUACCUCUGGGGACAAGAGAUCGGGGGAUGUUCAGCACACUGAAGGGACAAGCCUUCCCCCAAGCUCUUUAACAUCCAUCCAAACAGCAUUUAUUGGUGACAUGAUACCAACAGGGCAACGUUUUUGGCCCACGUGUGCAGGUUCCCCACAUCUUGAUUAUAGACCACAAUUUUGUCUUUGUUCCAACCAGCGCCACCUGGGGAGUCCAGCUUUCCUUACCGUGUGGA